Molecule: messenger RNA, 2487 nt
Organism: Grus americana (Whooping crane)
Lineage: Eukaryota; Metazoa; Chordata; Aves; Gruiformes; Gruidae
Gene: CLPB
Product: ClpB family mitochondrial disaggregase
Exons: 16
Coding region: 82-2433 (783 amino acids)
Biological process (GO): cellular response to heat
Cellular component (GO): cytoplasm; mitochondrion
Molecular function (GO): protein binding; ATP binding; ATP hydrolysis activity
Source: RefSeq, a predicted model, not a curated record
GAUUCACCGGCCUCAGCGGCCGGGGGGGGGGGGGGCUGUUAGAGAAGGUGCGAGCGGCGCAGCGCGGGGAGCGAGGGGACGAUGCUGGCCUCCCUGGCGUCCCGCCCGCCGCCACCGGGGCUGGCGCGGCUCUUCCGGGCGCGGCCGCCGUGGUUGUCGCCAUCGCAGGCGGCCUACGGAGCUCCGGCGGCGGCUGAGGUGGCCGGAACGGCCGGGCCGCGGUUGUUCCCGGCUUCGACCGCCAGGGGGCGCCGCGAGCCCACGCCGCCGCCGCGGAGCGCGGAGCUGCCAUGGCGGGGCGCGGCCUGGCGGGGGCGGCAGCGGGGCCCGGGGGGGAGACCCCCGCUAACGGGGCCGGGCCCGGGGGGGUCCCCUCUAGCAGUGGGGAGCUCCCCCCUAGCAGCGGGCCCGGGCCCCGGGAGCUCCCCCCUAGCAGCGGGCCCGGGGGUCACCCCCGUAGAUACGGGGCCAGGCCCGAAGGGGACUCCCCGCGCAGAGGGGCCGAGGCGGCAGGUCCCAGGCCUGGCCCUGCUGCGGACCCCCAGGCCGCGAACCACCGGCCUGGCUAACACAGGCUGCCCCGUCCCGGCGGUGUCCCACGGAGAACCGGCACCGUGGCCCUCGGGUGCCGAGCGGGGCUGUCGUCGCGGAGGAGACCCCGGCGGGCGUCGGAGCGGAGAUGGGAGCUGCGCCCCGGGAGCUGCGGUGCCUGCCCUCCUCGCUGCGCUGGCCUACUGCUACAUCAGGGACCACCUCUCCAAGGAAGACGCUCUGCUGGAAGCUGCGAGGAUCAACAACGUUUCGGAAGUCAACAGGUUGUUGCUGGAAGGCGCAGAUGUGAACGCGAGGCACAAGCUUGGCUGGACUGCUCUCAUGGUGGCAGCGAUCAGCAGGAACUCCAGGUACGUUCGUCUCGGCGUUCACCGUCACCUAAGUGGUGUGGUGAAGAUCCUACUGGCAGCUAAUGCAGAUCCGAACCUUGGAGAUGAUUUCAGCAGCGUGUAUGAGACUGCCAAGGAAAAAGGCCUCCAUUCUUUAGAAGUCCUCGUGACCCGGGAAGAUGACUUCAACAACCGCUUGAACAUCCGAGCCAAUUUCAAGGGCUGCACGGCUCUACACUACGCGGUGCUGGCCGAUGACUACCUGACGGUCAAGUUGCUGCUGGACGGAGGUGCCAACCCGCUGCAGAAGAACGAAAUGGGACACACGCCCCUGGAUUAUGCCCGCGAAGGGGAAGUCAUGAACCUUCUGAAAGCGUCGGAGACGAAGUUUCAGGAGGAGCAGCGCAGGAAGGAGGUGGAGGAACGCCGGAGGUUCCCGCUGGAGCAACGGCUAAAAGAGCACAUCAUCGGUCAGGAGAGCGCGAUAGCGACGGUGGGAGCAGCUAUUCGGAGGAAGGAAAAUGGCUGGUACGACGAGGAGCACCCGCUGGUCUUUCUGUUCUUGGGAUCAUCUGGAAUAGGUAAAACCGAGCUGGCCAAGCAGACCGCCAAGUACAUCCAUAAGGACGUGAAAAAGGGUUUCAUCAGGCUGGACAUGUCAGAGUUCCAGGAGAGGCACGAGGUCGCCAAGUUUAUCGGCUCUCCGCCCGGCUACGUGGGCCACGAAGAGGGUGGGCAGCUCACCAAAAAGCUGAGGCAGUGUCCAAAUGCCGUGGUGCUCUUCGACGAGGUUGACAAAGCCCACCCAGACGUCCUCACCAUCAUGCUGCAGCUGUUCGACGAGGGCAGACUGACGGAUGGGAAGGGGAAAACCAUUGACUGCAAGGAUGCCAUCUUCAUCAUGACCUCCAACGUGGCAAGCGAUGAGAUCGCCCAGCACGCCCUGCAGCUCCGACAAGAGGCCACAGAGAUGAGCAAGAAAAGGAUCGCAGAAAACUUAGAGGACGUCCAGAUGACCGACAAGAUAACCAUCUCCAAGCAGUUCAAGGAAAAGGUUAUUCGCCCCAUCUUGAAGGCUCACUUCAGACGAGACGAGUUCCUGGGGAGGAUCAACGAGAUCGUCUAUUUUCUCCCUUUUUGCCACUCGGAGCUCAUCCAGCUCGUCAACAAGGAGCUGAAUUUUUGGGCCAAAAAGGCCAAGGCAAGGCACAACAUCACCCUGCUCUGGGACAGGGAGGUCAUGGACGUGCUGGCUGACGGCUACAACUUGCACUACGGUGCCCGCUCCAUCAAACACGAGGUCGAGCGUCGCGUUGUGAACCAGCUGGCAGCCGCCUACGAGCAGGACCUGCUGCCACGGGGCUGCACCCUGAGGAUCACGGUGGAGGACUCGGACAAGCAGCUGCUGAAAACCAAAGACAGCUCUUCCCCCGCAGCGGAGAAAACAAAGCUGCCCACCCUGCGGUUGGAGAUAGUGGAGAAAGACAGCAAAUCCCGAAAACUGGACAUCCAAGCGCCUCUGAACCCAGAAAACAUUACUUACUUCUUGUAGGCAGCGACGAGCACUCCUGGAGCGCGCGGAUAAUAAAACACCCUGAGACUCGGA